GUAUUAUCGCUCGCCUUGUUAUGGUGAGUGACCGGCCUCUUAAUGAUCUAGGCUGCAGCGUUAGCGAUCUAUAGGACAAGAAUCUAGUGUCCCUUGCUUCUAGAUUCCAUGUCUAGCAGGUAUAAAGUAGACUAUCGGUAUUGUGAUCUCAUCUGUUAUUCCUUCUCAUCUACUUUCUAAUCUAUUCUCUUCUGCCGCUGUGCAAAUAUGGCGGAAGUUUAUGAUACUACUCGAUUUGGCCAACUUUAUUAUGCAUCACGGCAGCCUCGCUCUAAUCAUUUGUUCCUAGCAGCAUACCAUUUAGCUGAAAUCUGCCAGAAUGCUGGCAUACAGUACGCGUUUCUGGGAGGGUGGACCGUUCAACUACGGGGUGGCUCCCGCGAGACACAAGAUGUUGAUAUUUCUGUAAAAACAACCAUGGAGCUGUUUAAGAAGACUUUGCUCAAGAUGCCGCGGAUCUGUUUCCCUCAAAUUCAUGGUCAAACAGCUGUGAAUUUGUUCGUUCAUACUGGGAAGUCUUACGAUCAGGGUUAUGACGACCUUCCAGAUCUUGCCGUGCAAGUGGAUGUAAUCAUAAGUGGAAACUUGAACAGUCCUACGGACAUCAACAGUUCCACCUCAGAAACAAUCAUUCUCCCGAACGGUUUCAAUGCUAGGGUGAUUAACAUAUUCUUUCUUUUGCGAGGGAAAUUCAAUGCAUUCGUCACACGCGGACACACGAGUACAAACGAUUACGAAGACUUGGUCUUUCUUAUUACUAGGUAUCCAAUGGUGAUACCUCAGUACAGCAGUUAUAUUGACAAAGAAUAUCGACUGAAGUUUCUAGAGAAGUUCACAGCAUCCAACGCGGGAAAUGAAGGCCUUCUCAGGUUGAUGAAACAGAGACUUGGACUAGUAGAGGGAAAUAACAAAGGAACGAAUGAAGGAAAAGAAAAAGCAGAAGAAGAGGAAGUAGAGGAGGAGGAGAAGAAGAAGGAAGAGGAAAAUCUCAAUUGGAUCUGGGACGCAACACAUGGGCAGUACAGGAGAUUGAUCGAAGGCAAAUGGCAGUGGGCUCCUGUCCAGCAGAAAUCUUCUCAACCGGAAGCAUAUAGCACUGACUGGGCUUGGGAUGAUACACAUGGCCUAUUCAAGAGAUUUGUUGGAGGCGAAUGGCAGUGGGCUCCUGUCCAGCAGCAAUCUUCUCAACCGGAAGCAUCUAGCAUUGGCUGGGCUUGGGAUGAUACACAUGGUCUAUUCAAGAGAUUUGUUGGAGGCGAAUGGCAGUGGGCUUCUUCGUUGCAUUGA
Messenger RNA from Pseudovirgaria hyperparasitica, 1287 nucleotides. RefSeq lists its product as uncharacterized. NCBI's taxonomy places the organism in Eukaryota, Fungi, Ascomycota, Dothideomycetes, Acrospermales, Acrospermaceae. The coding region runs from base 208 to 1287 and encodes 359 amino acids. The transcript has 3 exons. The record is from RefSeq and is a predicted model, not a curated record.